This is a messenger RNA of Nanorana parkeri, 6966 nucleotides long. It is a transcript of the gene MYO7A, whose product is annotated as myosin VIIA. The coding region runs from base 39 to 6659 and encodes 2206 amino acids. Gene Ontology annotation, molecular function: protein binding; ATP binding; cytoskeletal motor activity. Gene Ontology annotation, cellular component: myosin complex; cytoskeleton. The transcript has 48 exons. NCBI's taxonomy places the organism in Eukaryota, Metazoa, Chordata, Amphibia, Anura, Dicroglossidae. The record is from RefSeq and is a predicted model, not a curated record.
CCAUUGCGUGUUGGAAGGCUGAGCGUGUUUUUUCCGAGAUGUAUCGCCGCCGAGGAGUGGAGGAGGUCUUGGAGAAGGACCAGGGCAAGUGGGCACUUCUGCGUAACGUUAACCAGGUGGUGAAACCCAGCACCCUACUACCGGGCGAUUAUGUCUGGCUGGACUUUAAGACAGGCCGGGAGUUUGAUGUACCAGUUGGAGCCGUGGUUAAGCUGUGUGACUCUGGGCAGAUCCAGGUCCUGGAUGAUGAAGGAAAGGAGCAUUGGAUCUCCCCCCAGAAUGCAUCGCACAUUAAGCCCAUGCACCCAACCUCCAUCCAUGGAGUGGAAGACAUGAUCCGUCUGGGGGAUCUUAAUGAGGCUGGGAUCCUUCGUAACCUUCUCAUUAGAUACCGGGAACACCUCAUCUAUACGUACACUGGAUCUAUAUUAGUAGCAGUGAACCCGUACCAGCUUCUGGCCAUUUAUACCGCAGAUCAGAUCCGCCUGUAUACCAACAAGAAGAUUGGAGAAAUGCCGCCACACAUCUUUGCCAUAGCGGACAACUGUUACUUCAACAUGCAGCGCAAUAACAAGGACCAGUGCUGCAUCAUCAGCGGAGAGUCGGGCGCUGGGAAGACGGAAAGCACCAAGUUAAUUCUGCAGUUCCUGGCGGCCAUCAGUGGGCAGCACUCGUGGAUAGAGCAGCAGGUGUUGGAAGCAAACCCAAUUCUAGAAGCUUUUGGCAAUGCCAAGACCAUCCGAAAUGACAACUCCAGCCGGUUUGGAAAGUACAUCGAUAUUCAUUUCAACAAGAAAGGAGCCAUAGAAGGGGCCAAGAUUGAGCAGUAUCUCUUGGAAAAGUCACGGGUUUGUCGACAGGCUAAAGAUGAACGAAAUUAUCACAUUUUCUACUGUAUGCUGAAAGGGAUGCCACCAGAUCAGAAGAAGAGGUUGGGACUUGGACAUGCCACUGACUUCAACUACCUCUGUAUGGGCAACUGUACGACUUGUGAUGGCAGAGAUGACAGUAAGGAGUAUGCUAACAUUCGCUCAGCCAUGAAAGUCCUAAUGUUUACCGACACCGAGAACUGGGAGAUCUCCCGACUCCUGGCUGCCAUACUGCACAUGGGGAACCUUCGCUAUGAAGCCCGAAUGUACGAUAACCUGGAUGCCUGUGAAGUGGUUUAUUCCACCUCAUUGACUACAGCUGCAACAUUACUGGAGGUGGAACCUCAGGACCUCAUGAACUGCCUCACGAGCCGAACCAUUAUCACCAGAGGAGAGACAGUGUCCACCCCUCUCAGCAUGGAGCAGGCCCUGGAUGUCAGGGAUGCCUUUGUCAAGGGCAUAUAUGGACGUCUGUUCGUAUGGAUCGUGGAGAAGAUUAACGGCGCCAUUUACCGACCUGUCUCCCACGAGCCCAAAAUUUCGAGAAGAUCGAUUGGCCUGCUGGAUAUAUUCGGGUUUGAGAACUUCACUGUAAAUAGCUUUGAGCAGCUCUGCAUCAAUUUUGCCAACGAGAACCUGCAGCAGUUCUUCGUCCGCCAUGUGUUUAAGCUGGAGCAGGAGGAGUACAACCUGGAGAACAUAAACUGGCAGCACAUCGAGUUCACUGACAACCAGGACGCCCUGGACAUGAUCGCCCUUAAACCCAUGAACAUCAUCUCGCUCAUCGAUGAGGAGAGCAAGUUUCCAAAGGGUACGGAUACCACCAUGCUGAACAAGCUGAACACUCAGCAUAAACUGAACAGCUUUUACAUCCCGCCCAAAAACAGCUACGAGACGCAGUUCGGAAUCAGCCACUUUGCCGGCGUCGUUUACUACGAGACGAAAGGAUUUCUGGAGAAGAAUCGGGACACCCUCCAUGGUGACAUCAUACAGCUGGUCCACUCUUCUAAAAAUAAAUUCAUCAAACAGAUCUUUCAGGCGGAUGUGGCCAUGGGGGCUGAGACCAGGAAGCGCUCGCCCACCCUGAGCAGCCAGUUCAAACGUUCAUUGGAGCUGCUGAUGAGAACCCUGAGCGUGUGUCAGCCUUUCUUCGUACGAUGCAUAAAGCCCAACGAGUACAAGAAGCCCAUGCUGUUUGACAGAGAGCUGUGCGUCCGUCAGCUUCGGUACUCUGGAAUGAUGGAGACCAUCCGGAUCCGCAGGGCCGGGUACCCCAUACGCUACACCUUCGUGGAGUUUGUGGACCGAUAUCGGGUGUUAAUGCCAGGAGUGAAGCCGGCUUACAAACAGGGAGACUUGCGUGGAACGUGUCAGCGCAUCGCCGAAUGUGUUUUGGGCAAGGAUGAUGAUUGGCAGAUUGGAAAAACGAAGAUUUUCUUAAAGGACCACCAUGACAUGCUGCUGGAAAUUGAAAGAGACAAGGCAAUUACAGACAAGGUUAUUCUCAUCCAGAAAGUGGUGCGGGGCUUCAAGGACAGGUCCAAUUUCUUAAAAGUGAGAAAAUCUGCUAUGUUGAUCCAAAGAUAUUGGCGAGGACACAACUGCAGGAAGAAUUACGCUGUGAUGAGGAUUGGCUUCCUACGGCUCCAAGCUCUAUACCGCUCCCGGAAACUUCACCAGCAGUACCAUAUUGCCCGCAGGCGUAUCAGCCACUUCCAGGCUCAUUGUCGAGGUUUUCUGGUGCGAAAAGCUUUCAGGCACCGGCUCUGGGCGAUCUACACAAUUCAGGCGCAUGCCAAAGGCAUGAUCGCUAGGCGGCUAUACAGGCGCCUUAAAGGAGAGUAUCACCGGCGCCUUGAAGCAGAAAAAAUUCACCUUGCUGAGGAGGAACGUUUGAAGAAGGAGAUGAGCGCCAAGAAAGCCAAACAGGAAGCUGAGAAGAAUCAUCAAGUACGUCUAGCCAAGAUGGCCCGGGAGGAUGCGGAGAGAGAAGUGAGGGAGAAGGAGGAGGCCCGCCGGAAGAAGGAGUUGCUGGACAAGAUGGAGAAGGCCAGAAAUGAACCCGUGAAUGAUUCGGACAUGGUGGACAAAAUGUUCGGCUUCCUUGGAACAACUUCAUCUCUGCCGGGCCAGGAGGGGCAGGCUCCCACAGGAUUUGAGGAUUUGGAGAGAAACCGAGGGGACAUGGAGGAAGCUGAUCUAGAUCAGUCUCUGCCCCUUCCCGAGGAGGAGGAAGAAGAUCUCUCGGAGUAUAAGUAUGCAAAGUUUGCAGCAACCUAUUUCCAGGGGACAACUACCAACACCUACAUAAGGAGGCCCCUGAAGCAGCCUCUCCUCUACCAUGAAGAUGAAGGAGACCAACUGGCCGCUCUUGCUGUGUGGAUCACUAUUCUCCGUUUUAUGGGUGACCUUCCAGAGCCGAAGUACCACACAGCCAUGAGUGAUGGCAGCGAGAAGAUCCCCGUCAUGACAAAGAUCUAUGAGACCCUGGGGAAGAAGACUUAUAAGAGGGAGCUCCAGGCACUACAAGGAGAAGGGGAGAGCUCUCACAUUGACAGCCUGAAGAAGAACAGCGUACGCCAUAAACUGGUCUCUCUAACGCUGAAGAAAAAGUCCAAGUUAACUGAAGAGGUAACAAAAAGACUUCAUGAUGGAGAGUCUACACUGCAGGGGAACAGCAUGCUGGAAGAUCGGCCCACUUCAAACCUGGAGAAACUCCAUUUCAUUAUCGGCAAUGGGAUCCUGAGACCAGCACUGCGGGAUGAAAUCUACUGCCAAAUAUGCAAACAGCUUACCCAGAAUCCUUCAAAAAGCAGCCAUGCCCGUGGCUGGAUCCUGAUGUCCCUCUGCGUUGGAUGCUUUGCACCCUCUGAGAAAUUUGUCAAGUACUUGAGGAACUUCAUCAGUGGCGGCCCCCCAGGAUAUGCGCCAUACUGCGAGGAGCGGCUGCGGAGGACGUUUGCUAAUGGCACCAGGACACAGCCACCUAGCUGGCUGGAACUUCAGGCUACAAAGUCCAAGAAGCCCAUCAUGUUACCGGUGACGUUCAUGGACGGAACAACAAAAACACUCCUCACUGACUCGGCCACCACAGCGAAGGAGCUCUGCAACGCAUUGGCCGACAAAAUCAGCCUGAAGGACCGCUUUGGCUUUUCGUUGUAUAUAGCGCUGUUUGAUAAGGUGUCCUCGCUGGGCAGCGGGAAUGAUCAUGUGAUGGACGCUGUGUCUCAGUGUGAGCAGUACGCCAAGGAACAGGGGGCGCAGGAGCGGAAUGCCCCAUGGAGACUUUUUUUCAGGAAAGAGAUCUUUACCCCCUGGCAUGAUCCUACUGAGGACAAUGUAGCCACCAACCUUAUCUAUCAGCAGAUUGUCAGAGGGGUGAAGUUCGGAGAGUACAGGUGUGACAAGGAGGAAGAUCUGGCAGAGCUGGCCUCCCAGCAGUACUUUGUGGACUAUGGGUCUGAGCUGAUCAUGGAGAGAUUGCUAAAUCUUAUACCUUCGUACAUCCCAGAUAGAGAGAUCACACCAUCCAAGAAUGUGGAGAAAUGGGUGCAGUUCAUAAUCGCUGCACACAAAAAGGGCAUAUAUGCUCAGAAGAGGUCCGAUGCCCAGAAAGUGAAGGAGAACGUGGUGGAUUUUGCCCGAUUUAAGUGGCCUUUGCUGUUCUCUAGAUUCUAUGAGGCCUUCAAGUUCUCAGGACCAAGUCUGCCAAAGAACGAUGUGAUCGUGGCCGUUAACUGGACCGGGGUCUACUUUGUGGACGAGCAGGAGCAAGUUCUUCUUGAACUUUCCUUCCCUGAGAUCAUGGCUGUAUCCAGCAGCAGAGGGGGAAAGUUGCAGGGUCAGAGUUUCACCCUGGCUACCAUCAAAGGGGAUGAGUACACCUUCACCUCCAACAACGCAGAGGACAUCAGAGACCUGGUAGUGACUUUCCUGGAGGGAUUGAGGAAAAGAUCCAAAUAUGUGGUGGCUCUCCAGGACAAUCUGAAUCCAGCAGGUGAAGACUCGGGAUUCCUCGGCUUUCAGAAAGGAGAUCUGAUCACUCUGGACCAGGAUACGGGGGAAACCGUCAUGAAUGCAGGCUGGGCUAAUGGAUACAAUGAACGGAGCAAACAGAAAGGAGACUUCCCUACUGAGAUUGUCUAUGUGAUGCCAACCGUCACUAAGCCUCCCUCGGAGAUUGUGGCUUUAGUUACAAUGACUCCAGAUGAGAAGCAGGAUGUUGUGCGGACUGUGCAAAUGACCACGCACGAGGAGGAGGAGAAGGUUAAGCCGUACACGCUGGAAGAAUUCUCCUAUGACUAUUUCAGGCCGCCUCCGAAACACACACUGAGCCGCGUCAUGAUCACUAAAAACCGUGGGAAGGACAAACUGUGGUGCUACACCCGAGAGCCAAUUAAACAAGCCCUUCUAAGGAAAGUGCUGAUAAGUGAUGAGCUGUCACAGGAGGCCUGCAUGGCAUUUAUUGCAAUGCUAAAGUAUAUGGGGGACUACCCGUCUAAGCGUAUGCGAUCGGUCAACGAGCUGACAGAUCAGAUCUUUGAAGGUGCCUUAAAAGCAGAAUCACUAAAAGACGAGAUCUACUGUCAGAUCCUAAAGCAGCUCACCGAAAACCACAUCAAGUACAGCGAGGAGAAGGGAUGGGAGCUGCUGUGGUUGACCACCGGGCUUUUCCCACCCAGCAACAUUCUGCUUCCCCAAGUGCAGAGGUUCAUCCAGUCCCGCAAGCAGCAUGUCCUGGCCGCAGACUGCAUGCACAGGCUUCAGAGAGCCAUCCGGAAUGGCUCCAGGAAGUACCCGCCACAUCUGGUAGAGGUGGAAGCGAUUCAGCACAAAACCACCCAGAUUUUCCACAAAGUAUACUUCCCAGAUGACACAGAUGAGGCAUUCGAAGUCGAGUCUAGCACCAAAGCCAAGGAUUUCUGCCAAGAUAUUGCUAACCGGCUGCUCCUGAAAUCCCCGGAAGGUUUCAGCCUGUUUGUAAAGAUUUCUGAUAAGGUUAUAAGUGUCCCAGAAGGAGACUUUUUCUUUGACUUUGUCAGACAUUUGACGGACUGGAUAAAGAAAGCCCGGCCGUCCAAGGAUGGAAUAGUGCCUUCUCUCACCUACCAAGUGUUCUUCAUGAAAAAAUUGUGGACAAAUACAGUUCCCGCAAAGGAUCCGAUGGCUGACUCCAUCUUCCACUACUAUCAGGAGCUCCCGAAAUACUUACGCGGAUACCAUAAGUGCACGAGGGAAGACGUCCUCCAGUUGGCUGCUCUGAUCUACAGAGUCAAGUAUGAAGAUGAUAAGUCCUAUUUCCCAAAUAUCCCCAAGAUGCUGAAAGAACUAGUUCCUCAAGAUCUCCUCCGGCAGCUGAAUCCCGAUGACUGGAAGAGGUCCAUUAUUGCCUACUUCAAUAAACACGCCGGGAAAACCAGAGAGGAGUCCAAGGUCGCCUUUCUGAAGAUCAUCUUCAAGUGGCCAACAUUUGGUUCAGCCUUUUUUGAAGUCAAGCAAACCACAGAGCCUCAUUUUCCGGAAAUUCUCCUGAUCGCAGUGAACAAGCACGGUGUCAGCCUGAUAGACCCCAAGACAAAGGAUAUUUUGGCCACUCACCCUUUCACAAAGAUCUCCAACUGGAGCAGUGGAAAUACUUACUUCCACAUCACCAUUGGGAACCUGGUGCGAGGCAGCAAGCUGCUCUGCGAGACGUCACUGGGGUACAAGAUGGACGACCUCUUGACGUCCUACAUCAGCCAGAUGCUGACGUCGAUGAAUAAACAACGAGGAGCGAAGGGCAGCAAGUGAACUGAGGGGCAACGCUGGCAACUGGCCGUAGAUUUGAUUCGCUCUUCCAAGCCCGUGGGCUACCCGUGCAGCUGGGGCAAGAGCUUUUGUCCUCAGGUAUGGAACAUGAACAGAGCCGAGUCCCGGGCUUCCUCCGGCUCAGAGACUGAAGGUUCAACUUCCCUGUCCAGCGAGGACGACUACCUGUGACUGACGCGGGCAGCUUUGGUCAUGGUUUGGUUUACAGCAACGGGCCACAAACUGGGAGCACGGAGUGACAUCAAUGAUCAGAAAUAUCACUUAAGAAGAGUUUCCACUGUAAGGCUAC